GUUUUAUGGUCGUCGGCCGUCGCCUUUGCCAGAGAGUAGUUACCCCUUCGUCUUGGAAAUGUAGCGAUGGAAAUCCUGGCCUUGUCUACUUCCGAGGCCCACUGCUCCACGAACUCGUCGAUUCUUCUUCUUGCAUUCGAUUCUUCAAGUAUGCGCAUUCGAAAGGAGCUCGUGCUGUUGCGCCAUCGCCUAAUAUGUGCUCGUUAUAAACAUCUUCCGUGUCGACGAAAAUGCCAGUU
Amoebophrya sp. A25 is the source of this 239-nucleotide messenger RNA. The record is from the annotation of a GenBank genome assembly. NCBI's taxonomy places the organism in Eukaryota, Dinophyceae, Syndiniales, Amoebophryaceae.